Striga hermonthica is the source of this 1047-nucleotide messenger RNA. The record is from the annotation of a GenBank genome assembly. Lineage: Eukaryota; Viridiplantae; Streptophyta; Magnoliopsida; Lamiales; Orobanchaceae.
AUCUAUCAAAUAACGUGAUAACUGGUUCGAUAUCCCCUUCCUUAUGCCAACUGAGAGAUUUGUUUAAUCGGCGUCUCUCCAAGAAUCUAUUGUCAGGUCACCUUCCACAAUGUUGGGCUAACUUAUCUUACUUAAGGGUUGCAACAUUGUCAUCUAAUAAGCUUUCUGGGCCCAUUCCAAACUCCAUUAGUGGAGCUUACUCGUUGGGAUGGUUGCAACUGAGUAACAACAGUUUUAUAAGGAAACUACCUCCAAAUUCGAAAAAUUGCACCCAGUUAAUGGGUUUGGAUAUUGGAGAAAACAAGUUAUCAGGGAAAGUUCCAGAAUGGAUUGAAAACAAUCUGCUUAAUCUGGCAAUUCUUAGACUAAGUAACAACAAAUUCUACGGAGACAUUCCAUCCUCUUUCUGUCAGAUGUCCAAACUUCAAAUAAUGCACCUUGCAAACAACAAGUUGACCGGAAACAUCUCACGUUGCUUUGGCAAUUUUUCGGGAAUGUAUAGCGAAAAUACACGAUUCUUGGUCAAUUUUGAUCUUUCAAGUAAUCAACUAGUUGGAGAAAUCCCUUUGGAGCUGACAAACCUCACUGACUUGAUCGGUCUCAAUUUGUCUCAUAAUCAUCUAAGAGGACAAAUCCCAUUGAAGAUUGGAGAUAUGGUCUCUCACGAAUCACUUGAUCUUUCCAACACCUAUUUGUUUGGAACAAUUCCAGAGAGCUUAUCGAAGUUGACCUUUCUGAGUCAUUUGAACUUGUCCAACAAUAAUUUGUCUGAGCGUAUCCCGAUGGCAUCUCAACUUCAAACACUCAACGGAAGUUCGGAUUAUGAGGGAAACCCUGGACUAUGCAUGCUGCCGAGAUGGCUCCAUUCCAUAACAAAUCUGACUGAGUUAGACCCAUCCAACAACCAUAUUGAUGGAUCUAUUCCAAAUCUUCCUUUCAGAAUCCAAGUUUUAGACCUAUCAAAUAACGCGAUAACUAGUUCGAUACCCGAUUCCUUAUGCCAAAUGAGAGAUUUUUUUUUUAUUUGCGUCUCUCCAAGAAUCUUUU